GACAGUCACUAUUCACAGUCCGUGACCUGCGUUUGUGUACUUUGUUCGUUCGAAAUUUGAACAUGGAACGGAGCUAGGUUUUUUUUUCUGUGAUUAUUAUUGUAAAUAUUUUCGGAGCAAUUUAAACUUUAUUGUUAUAAGAAUUAAAGUCUUAUUUAAUAUUGGUGUAUUAGUUUGUGUAUUUGUUUUUUUUUAAAGUAAACGCAGUGGGAGUUAUCCUAACUCCCUACUAGAUGGAGCGAUGACCUUAAAUGUACGGUAUUCUAUGGGAGAGGCCUAUGUUCAGCAGUGGACAGUCACUGGCUGAUAUAAUGAUGCAUGUCUGGUUACAUAUACUUCCGAAUACUCGGCUACGUGGUGACAAUCACUCUACAGGUUGGAAAUUGGAUCGUAAUGACCCAACCGAUAUCACAAGACGUAAUGGCGGACUCUAAAGUCAGAGGCUUCGUCGAUAUGCGAAGCCGUUUCUUAACGCAUUGGACAGUGUUUGUACAAAUAUUUUAUGCACUCACCGGCCUGUCGUGCGAUGUAUUGACAUUGUUAAACUCGAAGAGGAACUAUGAGCCGCCGAGAUUUCUCAAAGGAUUCCGGGACACCUUUUUCGCUGCUAUAGUUUGGCCCUCUACUUUGCUGGUCUUUACAUUCUUCUGGACGUUAUACGUGUUGGACAGAAAAUUAAUUUAUCCACCGUUUUUGGACAAAAUUCUAGCACCGGCGUCAAACCACAUAAUGCAUACAGCUAUAGUACCGUCAGCUCUAUGGGAGUUAUAUUUCCAGCCGAGAUCUGUUCCCAAAUCACAUAAGAAGAAUUUAAUACAUAUGAUAUUAUAUUAUGCAUUGUAUUUGAGUGUGUUUAUCUACACGUACGUGGAAAAAGGAAAAUGGGUGUAUCCGAUUUUCCAAAAGAUAUACGGCACCAUAUAUUUCUAUGUUGUUCUGGUUUUCGUCUCAGUAUUGUGCUUGUUAUAUUAUUAUUUACAAUGGCCUCUAACGAGCAAAGCUUGGGCGUCAUUGGAGAAACAGAAAACAAAAAGGAAAAUACGAUAAGUAGAAAAGACUGGUUUUGGUACAAGGAUUAUGUAAAGUUAAUUUUAUUUUAGUACAAUAAGUGUAGACGAUAGGGGUAACAUUUGAUUUUUACUUGAAUAGUAGACUGAUACUUACAAUAACCUGUUUCUUAUAUGAUACUUAAUGAAAAAAUAAACAAACGAAUACUUUGCCCGAUUAAAAAUUGUAAAAUACAUUUAAUUGUAUUUAGUGUGAGUUUUUAUAAUAAUGAGGUCGAUACUGAAGCGCCAUUUUCUUAAACAUUUCUAAGAUUUAAAUUUUAUAUUUGAUAUUACAGCCACAUCUUUAUUGUAAGGAUCAAUAUUAACUUUUUUCUUUUUUUUUUUGAACUAUUUUUAUAAUUUUAGUUUAUUUGACUGUAAAUUUGUAACUUCAAAUUUAAAUAUUAAGUUAAGAAAUGGGUUUAAAAAAGUGGCGAUUCAGAAUAAGCCUCAAUUUUGACAAAACUUGUUUAGUUUUUCAUUAAGUAUUACUAAAACGGUUUAUAAGUACUUAACUAUGGCCAGUGAUAUAUUCGUGUAAAAAAAAAAGAUUGACAACUAAUAACAUAAAAAAAAAAUAGAAUGCAUUUAUGCAAAUCAUUCAUAAACUUUUAUUUGUAACUAGCCAGUGCCACAAAAAAAGAAAAAAAAAAAAAACUAGCCAGUGACAUUAAUUAUUCAAACAUACUGACUCUCUAGUGAGAGUUGCACACAGACUUACGUUACGAGUGCGUUAGUGUUCAUAUCAUAUAAUACUUUUACUUCGUACCAUAAUUUUGAUAUUGAAAACUAAGCAGCGCCUCUAGCGGGUGGUAUCGUAAACUCAGAUUUCGACACGAAUUUCGCGACAUAAAUGACGUAAAUCUUUGUACAACUCACACUAGCUGCUUAGAAAUGACAAAAAAAAAAAAUAACAUAAUACAAGUAUUUGGCUCUUCACUUCUUAUUUUUUUUUUUUUUGUUUUAAUAUUGAAAUUUUUGUGAGUUGCGAAUUUUGUAAUGUACAUCUAGUUUUUUUUUUUUUUUAAUAUUAAUCAACGAUUACUGCAUUUUAUUUAUUGUUUUUAGUGUACAAUUUGUCCUUUAUAAUACUUAUUAAGUGUUUUACAUCAAAUACAAUCAUAUUAAUGUAACCAGAUUUCACCAAAGUUUUUUUUUUUAAUUGUAGUUAUGUAUCAAAGAUUCCAGACAAAUUAUCUUUUUGAAGACUAGGCAGCAUGGUCUCCGACCUUAGCCUGUUCCAAACGGAACAAACGUACUAAAAAAAAAAAAUUAUGUAUCAAAGAUGGAUACGGGUAUCUUUUUACACGGUUAUAAUAAUAUUUAUUUUUAAUAAAUAAAUUAUUUUAUUGUA
Molecule: messenger RNA, 2403 nt
Organism: Galleria mellonella (greater wax moth)
Lineage: Eukaryota; Metazoa; Arthropoda; Insecta; Lepidoptera; Pyralidae
Product: androgen-dependent TFPI-regulating protein-like
Exons: 6
Coding region: 319-1047 (242 amino acids)
Cellular component (GO): membrane; endomembrane system
Source: RefSeq, a predicted model, not a curated record